This is a messenger RNA of Fusarium subglutinans, 1569 nucleotides long. Its product is annotated as CMGC SRPK kinase. Gene Ontology annotation, biological process: regulation of mRNA processing; spliceosomal complex assembly; protein phosphorylation. Gene Ontology annotation, molecular function: ATP binding; protein kinase activity. The record is from RefSeq and is a predicted model, not a curated record. The transcript has a single exon. The coding region runs from base 1 to 1569 and encodes 522 amino acids. Lineage: Eukaryota; Fungi; Ascomycota; Sordariomycetes; Hypocreales; Nectriaceae.
AUGUCUCUCUUGUCGGAUAACGAUCUUGAUCUCGGGACAGAUCCUGAUUUCCCAGAUGAUUUCCAGUCGCCACAAAUUAACUCUGAAUACCCCAUGUACGGAGUGGGAGGGUACCAUCCUGUCCAUCUCGGCGAUCUCUAUGAUGAUGGUCGUUAUCGAAUAGUUCACAAGAUCGGCGCUGGAGAUACCUCUAUGAUAUGGCUUGCGCGCGAUUCUUCGACUUGGAGUUGGGUGGCUCUUAGGAUCCUGAUGGCUGACCAGCCGUCGGGCAUUGAGGAGAACAUAGCCAAGUGCCGCAACAUUCUAGCCCACCACGACCAAGAUGCAGGAGAUCCUCGAUUCAUUACCUUCACGAGGUACUUCCACAUUGAUGGUCCCAACGGCCGUCAUCUUUGUUUGGUUCUUCCCUUCUGUGGUCCAAAUCUUCACUCUUUGUCGAAUUAUAUGAAGAGCAGAAUGAAGCCGCAAUUUGUUCAAGUACUCGCCUAUCAAGCAACAGAAAUUCUUCGGGACUUACAUGACCGAGGUAUCUGCCAUGGGAACAUUAGACCUGCAAAUCUGCUCCUGCGAAUGCACAAUCUGGACCAUCUCGACGACCAAGGAAUCUAUCGCCUGUUUGGUCAGCCCAUAAUCGACGUAUUGAAGACUGAGUCUGGUAGGAUCAUGGGCCCGGAAGCUCCUCGUUACGUUGUCGGCUUUCUCGAUUUCAUGUCAAGUGGCGAGGAUAUUCUUUCGAACCAAUUAAGCCUUAUUGGUUUUGAUGAAGCAUUCGAAAUUUCGUCAUCGAAGACAAUCCAAACUCUACCUGAAUUUCUGUCGCCUGAGGUAGCUGUAGGAAAAAUGGUCAGCCUAGCAAGUGAUGUUUGGGCUCUGGGUGUCACAAUCCUGAAUAUGAGGUCCGGCAUCUCACUGUUCCCCUGUCACGUCGACUGCCCAGCACAUCUUGUUACAGAGUGUGUGAAGUACUUUGGAGAACUGCCAAAAUAUUGGGGAGAGCCAUAUUAUGACAAGGAAGGCCGUCCAACAUCAGACAAGACCAAAGGUUGGCCAAGGGAACUCUCUGAUGAGGUCUGUUCGCUGAAGCAGUGGAUCAGAGACAUUUGGGACAACCCAACCCAACCCAAUGAGAAUAAGGCAGCACCAGCGAGGCCCUUUAUUGUACGAGAUGAAGAUGGAUCGCGUUUCAGAAGCCAGGCAGGGCUGAGCGACGGUCUUGCACACAUCAUCAAUUACGAUCCCCAAGACAUAGAUCAUUUGACCGCCAUGUACGACAAUACAAAAAGGCCAUAUCCAGAGCAUUACGAGGACAGGCUCUGGAAGCCAUCUGCAGUCAAAAUCAACGGCACCUAUCUCCAUGAAGGCGGGGGAGUGGGAUGGCUUGUUUACCUCCUAGGGAAUUGUGACAUUGAGGGUAACACUCGAUCAUUGCCAAAGAUCUCGGCGCUAGAAGCCCAUUUGCUACACGAUCUAUUGAGAAAAAUAUCCUUCUACCAGGAGCGAAUAAGUGCGCAGGAUAUGCUGAAUCACUCCUGGUUUAGGAUGGGCUUUAGGAGAACAGAAUACUGGUAA